Python bivittatus (Burmese python) is the source of this 819-nucleotide messenger RNA. RefSeq names its product R-spondin 1 (gene RSPO1). The record is from RefSeq and is a predicted model, not a curated record. Lineage: Eukaryota; Metazoa; Chordata; Lepidosauria; Squamata; Pythonidae.
GUUACUAUGCAGCUUGGACUGUGUGCAGUGGUGGUUUUUCUCAGCUUGGCGGAUCUUGCAGAUAGCAUCAGCAGCACCAAGACCCCAAAGGGCAAACGGCAAAGACGAAUUAGCACCGAGGUCAGCCAGGGCUGUGCUAAAGGCUGUGACCUGUGCUCUGAGUUCAACGGGUGUCUCAAGUGUUCUCCCAAGCUCUUCAUCCUCCUGGAGCGCAACGAUAUCCGCCAGACUGGGAUCUGCUUGCCCUCGUGUCCACUGGGCUAUUUUGAUGUGCGCAAUCCUGACAUGAACAAGUGCAUGAAAUGCAAAAUUGACAACUGUGAGGACUGUUUUAGCCGAAACUUUUGCACAAAGUGUAAGGACGGCUUGUACUUGCACAAAGGAAAAUGCCAUGCCAUCUGUCCUGAGGGCUUCUCCGUUGCCAAUGGCACGACGGAAUGCAGCAGCCCUGCAUUAUGUGAAAUGAGUGAGUGGGGCUUAUGGGGACCUUGUUCUAAGAAGCGGAAGCUGUGUGGUUUCCGGCGGGGCCAAGAAGAGCGCUCCCGCAAGGUCCUACAAGUGCCCUCUGGAGAUGUUUCCAGAUGUCCUGCUACCACAGAGCUCCGAAGAUGUUCAGUGCAGAGGAACCAGUGCCCAGAAGGAUGGGGGAAAAGGAAGGAAGAACAAGGCAGACGAGACCUCACAAAGGAGGACAAAAACCAGAAGGAUGCUAAAGAAAGCAAGGCUGGCAUCAAAAAAAGGAAAGGCUUGUUCCAGGGACCUGCCAUGCCUGCAGCCUCUGUCUAAUAGCUGCCCACCCACAGCGUAGUGAUGGUGAAU